GAUGAGAGGAAAAAGUACAGCUGCCCUCAGUGCAGGCAGAGCUUCACACCGAGGCCUGUCCUGCUGAAAAACACCAUGUUAGCAGUUUUAGUGGAGGAACUGAAGAAGACUGGACUCCAAGCUGCUCCUGCUGAUCACUGCUAUGCUGGACCUGAAGAUGUGGCCUGUGAUGUCUGCACUGGGAGAAAACUGAAAGCUCUCAAGUCCUGUCUGGUCUGUCUGGCCUCUUACUGUGAGAAACACCUCCAGCCUCAUUACGACGCCGCUCCAUUAACAAAACACAAGCUGGUGGAGCCCUGCAAGAAGCUCCAGGAGAACAUCUGCUCUCGUCACGACGAGGUGAUGAAGAUGUUCUGCCGCACUGAUCAGCAGUGUAUCUGUUAUCUCUGCUCUGUGGAUGAACAUAAAGGCCACGACACAGUCUCAGCUGCAGCAGAGAGGACUGAGAGGCAGAAAGAGCUGGAGGUGAGUCGACAAAACAUCCAGCAGAGAAUCCAGGACAGAGAGAAAGACGUGAAGCAGCUUCAGCAGGAGGUGGAGGCCAUCAACCGCUCUGCUGAUAAAGCAGUGGAGGACAGUGAGAAGAUCUUCACAGAGCUGAUCCGUCUCAUGGAGAAAAGAAGCUCUGAUGUGAAGCAGCAGGUCAGAUCUCAGCAGAAAAGUGAAGCGAGACGAGUCAAAGAGCUUCAGGAGAAGCUGGAGCAGGAGAUCACUGAGCUGAAGAGGAGAGAUGCUGAGCUGAAGAAGCUCUCACACACAGAAGAUCACAACCAGUUUCUGCAGAACUACCCCUCACUGUCAGCACUCAGUGAAUCUACAGACUCAUCCAGCAUCAACAUCCGU
Plectropomus leopardus (leopard coralgrouper) is the source of this 843-nucleotide messenger RNA. RefSeq names its product tripartite motif-containing protein 16-like. NCBI's taxonomy places the organism in Eukaryota, Metazoa, Chordata, Actinopteri, Perciformes, Serranidae. The record is from RefSeq and is a predicted model, not a curated record. Gene Ontology annotation, molecular function: zinc ion binding; protein binding.